ACAAGAACGGGAUACUACUGGAGAUGGUUCAGGUUCUUACAGAUCUUGACCUUGUUAUCUUGAAAGGUUACAUCUCUUCUGAUGGUGGCUGGUUUAUGGAUGUGUUUCAUGUGACCGACCAGCUUGGGAACAAAAUUACUGAUGAAGGCCUUAUAGCUUACAUACAGAAGGCAAUGUGCGCAAGAAGGGAAGAAAUAGAAGUCCAAACGACUAUUGGCAGGGAUGUGAGACCAUGGCAUGUCAUCUCAACUGAUCAGACAGCCAUUGAGAUAACGGCUAUGGACAGACCAGGUCUGAUGUCUGAAAUAGCCGCUGCUCUCGUUGAUAUGGAAUGCAAUAUGUCUGCUGCAGUGGCAUGGACACAUAACUCCCGAGUAGCAUGCAUCCUCUAUGUUGAAGAUGGACCAACCUGCAUGCCCAUUGUGGACUUCAGUAGAAUGGUUUUCAUACGCUCUCAUCUAGAAUGCGUGGUCAGAGCCCACCACUGUGAAGGAGAGCGACAAAGUGUGAUCUUGGCUUUCCAUAAACCUGGCCUGACCCACACAGAGAGGAGGCUUCAUCAACUAAUGGCAGCUGAUAUAGACUAUUAUAUGCUCUUUCCAUAUAGUAAUGGCACGAAAAAUGGUUCUGGAAGCAACAGGGAUAAUCAGGGGGGCACCCAAGUAACGAUAUGUAAUGAAAAGGAUUACUCUACAGUAACAGUAAGUAGCAGAGACCGGCCAAAACUACUGUUUGAUACCGUGUGUGCCCUCACAGAUAUGCAUUGUGUUGUGUUUCACGCCGCCAUAAGCUCUCAUGGCUCCACAGCUAUUCAGGAGUACUACAUUCGGCACAAGGAUGGCUCCCCCCUAAACUUGGAUGCCGAAAGGAAUGUAGUAACCAAACAUUUGAUUGCAGCAGUUGAAAGGAGAGCUUCACAUGGACUGAGACUAGAGAUCACCGCCAGGAACAGGGUGGGACUGCUAUCUGAAGUGACCAGGGUUUUUAGGGAAAAUGCACUUUCUUUACUAAGGGCUGAGAUUGGAACACAAGGCCGAAGAGCAGCUGGGACCUUCUACGUUGCAGAUACCUCCGGGGAUGAUGUUGAAUCAGACAGAGUGGAGGCUAUUAGAAAUGAAAUUGGGACUGAUGUUAUCAAAGUUGUUACUGACUCUUUUGCAAGUGCUCCUCGAACUUCGGCGAGUACAAGCAGCCGAACUAGCAGCAGUGGGAGCAGCGCAGCUGAUGAAGAAGGCUCAAGAUUCUCGCUACUUCACUUAUUGCAGUCACAGUUUGAGCGAUUCUCAAGCAAUUUAAGAGCUAUCAUGUCGUAAAUCCUUGUCUCUCUCUCUCGCUCUCUCUACUUAAUGCAUUUACCAGCUUCUAGUAGUUGUCAUGUUUCCUGUACAGUUUGUUGAAACUUAAAACUUCCUGCUAUGUUUGUAAUAGUUUGUAGAAGCAACUCCGUUUACAUCUAGCCUCAUGUUGACUAAACCCUUCCUGGGAAAUAGGU
Messenger RNA from Daucus carota subsp. sativus, 1492 nucleotides. Its product is annotated as ACT domain-containing protein ACR1. Bases 24 to 1313 code for a protein of 429 amino acids. The record is from RefSeq and is a predicted model, not a curated record. The transcript has 5 exons. NCBI's taxonomy places the organism in Eukaryota, Viridiplantae, Streptophyta, Magnoliopsida, Apiales, Apiaceae.